GCAGUGGCCCCGGUGGCCCCGGCCCCCGACCGCGUCUGCAGGCCCCACCAGCUGUACGUCAGCUUCCGGGUCGUGGGUUGGCACGACUGGAUCAUCUCCCCGCGCGGCUUCAUGGCCGACUCCUGCCGGGGCUCCUGCCCCUUCCCCCUGGCCACCCAGCUCAACAGUGUCAACCACGCCAUCCUGCAGUCCCUGAUGCACUCCGUGGCCCCGCCCAGACAGCCCCUCCCCUGCUGCAUCCCCCUCGGACUCUCGUCCAUCUCUGUGCUCUUCUACUCAGUCGACAACGUGGUCCUGAGGCACUACGAGGAUAUGGUGGUGGACGAGUGUGGGUGCAGGUGGGCCGGGGCCCUGGGAGAGUAGGGGGACGGGGGCAGGGGUGCCCUGGCCUGCUGUUGCCGGAGGCAAACUGUAGGUGUAAGCUCUCCUGUCACAACACAGACCCUGACUAAUAAAACAGCUGUUUUGGUUUUUCCUGUC
Molecule: messenger RNA, 480 nt
Organism: Ornithorhynchus anatinus (platypus)
Lineage: Eukaryota; Metazoa; Chordata; Mammalia; Monotremata; Ornithorhynchidae
Product: protein DVR-1-like
Biological process (GO): BMP signaling pathway; SMAD protein signal transduction
Cellular component (GO): extracellular region
Molecular function (GO): cytokine activity; growth factor activity
Source: RefSeq, a predicted model, not a curated record